GCGACAGGCUCAAUGUGUCACAUGACUGUCAGCUGACCCAAGUGUUGCGGAAGUAAAAGUGCGGUCGUCGUAAACGUUCGAGAUUUUGAACAGUUUUAGAGUCUCUCAGACCAGAUGUCUUCCUUGUCCCAAACCACUUCCGUUCUCUUAAAUAUGGGGGUUCAGAUGCCCCUCUUGGGUUUGGGGACCUACAAGUUAUGUGGUGCUGAGGAGGUGUACAGCGCUGUGGAAGCCGCCCUGGCUGCUGGUUACUGGGCUUUUGAUUCAGCAGCCGUCUACCAGAAUGAAGCUGACGUGGGCCGAGCCCUGAGGGAGCUGCUGCCGAAAUACGGCUUGACAAGGGAAGACGUAUUCAUAACAAGUAAGCUGGGCCCGAAGGAUCAGGUUGCGCGCCAUGGAGGAGCCCUUCACAGCUUGACUCAGCUGGAUUUGGGUUACAUCGACCUCUACCUGAUUCACUGGCCUGGCACUCAGGGGCUGCCUGUGGAUGACAAACGCAACCCAGGGAACCGAGCUCAGAGUUGGGCUGCGCUGGAGGAACUGCACGCCCAGGGGAAGCUGAAGGCCAUCGGAGUGUCCAACUACACCCCGACACACAUGAGUGAACUGAUGCAGAGCUGUAAGGUCCCUCCUGCACUGCUGCAGGUGGAGUUCCACCCUCAGCUGUGCCAGGCAGAGUUGAGGAGUGUGUGUGAGAAGUACGGAGUGUGUUUCCAAGCCUACUCCUCUUUAGGGAAAGGAGCUCUAAUUGCUGACCCUGUGGUCAUGGAGAUGGCAAGGGAAUAUAAACGCACACCUGCACAGAUUCUGUUGCGGUGGGCAGUGCAGCAGGGCGUCCCAGUCCUUCCAAAGUCAUCGCAACCAGAUCGAAUAAAUGACAAUGCCAAGAUUUUCGACUUCAUGCUGAGUGAUAGAGACAUGGGCAGAUUGUCAGUUUUGGACUGUGGGCGCAGGUACUGCUGGGAUCCCUCAGAGGUUGCCUGAUCUGACGCACGGUGAGAGGGACAUGCUGUCUUCCACAUUGCCUUUGUCAUGCUGUUAGAAUGAAAAAGUGGGAAAUAGUUUGAAUAUGGAUCAAAAUCCUUGAGGAAUAUGCCACAAAAUAUUUAGUUUGGAAGGAGCAAGGUUUACCUAAUAAAAAUGGCCGGUGUGUGCAUAUUUGUAAACUGACAGACUUAUUACAGUUAAAGCCGACAAUCUGCAUGACAAGCUUUGAAUACUUGUGCACUGUGAUGUAUGGUAUGUACGUGUAUAUUACUACGAUGAUUUACCGAGAUAAAUAACUGCAAUUCUUAAGUUAUUUUAAAAAUAGAAGCUACGAUUAUGCUUAAUAUGUCCUUAAAGGUGUAUUCCUUUUCGGUUUUUCACAAAAUUGACAUUUACUUUGUGUUGAAAUGUAGUUGUUAGAAGUACCUUUAUUUCUAUGAUAUAUUGCCAUAUUACAACUAAUUUGAGAGGAUUCAAAGGCACUUAAGUGGUAAAAAUUAAAAGGGAAGACAGCUUUUAAAGAAGUAUUACUUGAGAUUUGUUCAUCAUUCUUGAAGUUACAACAGUGUUUUUAAUUUAAUAAAACAAACAAAAAAUAGUCUGUUAUCCCAGACCUCUGUUGGGCUUUGUCUCAUAUAAAUCAUCCAUAUGAAAUAUUUUCCACAAAAACUCCACUUUACGGCACUUAAUGCUAGGUAAGGUGGUUUAUGUGAUUUAGUUCAGUUCAGAUUGUAUAUCUAUCAGUUGCCAUAAAUAACACAUUCCUGGCAGACAUUUAAAAAGAUAUAUAAAUAAAUACAAGUCAUUCCCUUUAAAACACUCUUAAAAUUAUUUAUUUAGCACAGCAUAUACCAGAGGUUUC
Molecule: messenger RNA, 1849 nt
Organism: Thalassophryne amazonica
Lineage: Eukaryota; Metazoa; Chordata; Actinopteri; Batrachoidiformes; Batrachoididae
Molecular function (GO): oxidoreductase activity
Source: RefSeq, a predicted model, not a curated record